This is a messenger RNA of Hyphopichia burtonii NRRL Y-1933, 1023 nucleotides long. RefSeq lists its product as uncharacterized. The transcript has a single exon. Gene Ontology annotation, biological process: triglyceride catabolic process; phosphatidic acid biosynthetic process. Lineage: Eukaryota; Fungi; Ascomycota; Pichiomycetes; Serinales; Debaryomycetaceae. The record is from RefSeq and is a predicted model, not a curated record. Gene Ontology annotation, molecular function: triacylglycerol lipase activity; acylglycerone-phosphate reductase (NADP+) activity. Bases 34 to 912 code for a protein of 292 amino acids. Gene Ontology annotation, cellular component: lipid droplet; endoplasmic reticulum.
AAAGCCAAAUAUCAAGCUAAUAAAAGAACUAUAAUGAAAUACGCUUUAGUCACGGGGGCAUCAUCGGGAAUUGGAUUCGAGGUAUGUAAGAACCUUGCCAAUCGCGGGUACAAAGUUUUGGGGUGUACUAUUGCCAAAGAAGUUGAGAAAAUGGCACCUUUGAAAGAACUAGGAGUGGUACCAAUUGAAUGUGAUAUCAGCUCAGUUAGUGAUAUCAAGAAAAUGGCUCAGGUUGUUGAAGAAGAAACCGGUGGGCGCUUAGAUAUUUUAUACAAUAAUGCCGGUAUUCUGAUUGCAGGAGCAGCCGUGGAGUUUGAUGAUCUGGAAGCCAAAAAAUUAUUCGACGUUAAUGUCUUGGGACACAUCUAUGUCACGAAGUACAUGAUUAAGUACGUGAUUCUGGCAAAAGGAACCAUCAUUUUCACCAGCUCUGUGGCUGCCAGAGUCCCACUUCUGUGGGUAUCAUUGUACUGUGCAACUAAAGCAGCCAUUGAUCAAUAUGCCUUGGGCCUUCAUGGAGAAAUGAAGCACUAUGGCGUACGUGUCAUCUCGGUGAUCACUGGUGGUGUAGACACUGCUAUUUGUGAUAAUAACGUCAAUUAUACCACUGAUGGAGGACUAUUUGAUGUACCGGCUGCAAGAGAAAGUAUGAUAUCCUCAGCAAUGAUGCUGAGACAACAGAUUUCCAUUUCGCCCAAGGAAUAUGCCAAGCAAGUCUUGGGCAAGGCUAUUGGUGGUAGGGGUGGUUUCAACGUAUAUGCUGGAGGCAGAGCAUACUUUUUACAUUUGGUUAGUCGUUUUGUUCCCUUAUGGUUGAUGGAAUGGGGUAUAUCUUUCCAUUUCAAACAAUUAUCGGUCUGGGCCCAGCUACGUAAGAAGUUGAGAGAUCAAUCAGCUAAACGGCUGGCCUGAGUUGGUGUGUAUCCGUUUAUAUCGUAAUCUAUAUAUCUCUCUAUCUCUCUAUCUCUCUAUCUAUCUAUCUAUCUAUCUAUCUAUCUCUCUAUCUAUCUAUCUAUCAGUAGG